Messenger RNA from Dipodomys spectabilis (banner-tailed kangaroo rat), 1897 nucleotides. It is a transcript of the gene Grb14, whose product is annotated as growth factor receptor bound protein 14. The transcript is spliced from 16 exons. The record is from RefSeq and is a predicted model, not a curated record. Gene Ontology annotation, cellular component: cytoplasm; plasma membrane. The coding region runs from base 228 to 1850 and encodes 540 amino acids. Gene Ontology annotation, biological process: negative regulation of insulin receptor signaling pathway; insulin receptor signaling pathway. NCBI's taxonomy places the organism in Eukaryota, Metazoa, Chordata, Mammalia, Rodentia, Heteromyidae.
UGCAGGAAGAGCAGAAACCCGAUCUCCCUGCAUUUCAGAGUAGGGCUGCUGCAUCUCAGAGGAUGGGCCCAAUGUAACACCUUCAGGUUUACUUGUGCUUUAGUGAGAAUUCGCCAACUCUCUGUCGUUUUAUAUAAUGAUUGCACCCCUGCUCAUUGCUCACCCAGACCACCCUUGACAGUCCAGUGUAGGUCGCCUAUGACGCCCGAGACCCCACGUUGGCGACCAUGACCACUUCCUUGCAAGAUGGGCAGAGCGCCGCGGGCAGGGCGGCCGCCCAGGACUCGCCGCUGGCCGCCCAGGUGCGCGGAGCUGCCCAGGGGAGGGGCGACGCCCAGGACCCGGCGCCCGCGGCGUGGCUGCCCGCGCGGGCGCUCCUGCCCCCUCCGGACGGGACCCGCGGCUCCGCCGCAGACAGGAGAAAAAAGAAAGAUCUUGAUGUUCUGGAACUGCCAUCUAUUCCAAACCCUUUUCCUGAGUUGUGCUGUUCUCCAUUUACAUCAGUGUUGACAGCAGGCCUGUUUCCCAAAUCAAAUUCAAAGAAAAAGCAGGUUAUUAAGAUAUACAGUGAGGAUGAAACUAGCCGGGCUUUGGAGGUUCCCAGUGACAUAACUGCCCGAGAUGUCUGCCAGCUCUUGAUUCUGAAGAACCAUUAUGUUGAUGACCACAGCUGGACCCUGUUUGAACACCUGCCUCAUAUAGGUGUAGAAAGAGCAAUAGAAGACCAUGAGCUGGUGGUUGAAGUGGUAUCUACCUGGGGAAUGGGAGAGGAAAAUAAGCUAUACUUUAGAAAAAAUUAUGCCAAAUAUGAAUUCUUCAAGAACCCAAUGUACUUUUUUCCAGAGCACAUGGUGUCCUUUGCAACUGAAACCAAUGGAGAAAUAUCCCCUCCACAAAUUGUGCAGAUGUUUCUAAGUUCAAGUACAUAUCCUGAAAUUCAUGGCUUCUUACAUGCAAAAGAACAGGGAAAGAAGUCCUGGAAAAAAAUUUACUUCCUCUUAAGAAGAUCUGGCUUGUAUUUUUCUACUAAAGGGACAUCAAAGGAACCACGGCACUUGCAGUUUUUCAGCGAAUUUGGCACUAGUGAUAUCUAUGUGUCAGUGGCAGGCAAAAAAAAACAUGGAGCUCCGACACCCUAUGGCUUCUGCUUUAAGCCUAACAAAGCAGGAGGGCCCCGAGACCUGAAAAUGUUCUGUGCGGAAGAAGAACAGACUAGGAUGUGCUGGGUGACUGCCCUUAGAUUGCUUAAGUAUGGCAUGCAGCUGUACCAGAAUUACAUGCACCCAUACCAAGGUAGAAGUGGAUGCACUCCUCAGAGUAUCUCACCUAUGAGAAGCAUAUCAGAGAAUUCCCUGGUAGCCAUGGACUUCUCAGGUCAGAAAAGCAGAGUGAUAGAAAAUCCCACUGAAGCCCUUUCUGUGGCAGUUGAGGAAGGACUUGCGUGGAGGAAGAAAGGAUGCUUACGCUUAGGCAAUCACGGCAGCCCCACGGCCUCCUCACACAGCUCUGCCACGAGCCUGGCGAUCCAUCGGUCCCAGCCAUGGUUUCACCACAGAAUCUCUAGGGAUGAAGCUCAGAGACUGAUUACUCAGCAAGGGCCUGUGGAUGGAGUUUUCUUGGUACGGGAUAGCCAGAGUAACCCAAAAACUUUUGUACUGUCAAUGAGUCAUGGACAAAAAGUAAAGCACUUUCAAAUUAUACCAGUGGAGGAUGACGGUGCCCUGUUCCACACGCUUGAUGAUGGCCACACCAGGUUCACGGAUCUCAUCCAGCUGGUAGAAUUCUAUCAGCUCAACAAGGGCGUUCUUCCUUGCAAGUUGAAACAUUACUGUUCUAGGAUUGCUCUUUAGCCAAAACAGCAGUGACUUAACUAUUGAAGAAAAAUGAUUCAAGGAGG